Molecule: messenger RNA, 378 nt
Organism: Dicrocoelium dendriticum
Lineage: Eukaryota; Metazoa; Platyhelminthes; Trematoda; Plagiorchiida; Dicrocoeliidae
Source: the annotation of a GenBank genome assembly
UUUUCUUGCAGCACAGAAAUGGACUGCACGGAACAAAUUGAAACUCAGAUCACUAAGAGUCUGCAAGAACUUCGGACUAAAGGGUACAUUUCGGAUGCCCUGUAUGACAGCCUCAGACCUAGUGGCACAAACGUUCCAAGGCUCUACGGGUUGCCUAAAAUUCACAAAGCAAACAUUCCACUCCGUCCCAUUUUAUCAAUGGUUAACUCACCUUACCAUACGGUCGCUCAGUGGCUUGUGGAAAUACUCGAACCGGUGCGAAAACAGCUUGCAACUUACAGUCUACGCGACAGCUUCCAAUUCGUAGAAUGUAUACGUAAUGCUAAACUCGACGGCAAAGUGAUGCUCUCCUUCGACGUUGUAUCGCUCUUUACCAAC